CGUUUCCUACGUGUUACCGAGUAGCUAGGAAAAAUUGGAUUCGUUUCUAUCUUUCACCUCUCCUCUCUCCUUUUUCUGUGUUCGUGUUUCCCUUCGUUUCUAGCUCUAAUUUGUAAGCGAGAACAGAGUUAGACAUAGAAACGAUACCUAUUCUUUCUACUUUUCCGAGAAAGCUUGCAAAUUUUUUCCUAUUAAACAUUCCUUUUUUCUUCUUUUUUUUUUUCUCUUGGACUCUGUAAGUUUAUUUUUUAUUUUUAUUUUUUUCUGGGUUCUCUUGUUUUUUCUUUACUGGAUUUUGGUCCGAGCAGUUAGUUCUCUCCAAAUUCCAAAGAUGGCUGCGAUACGGGAACAGAAGCGCGAAAAGGAGCAAGCAGCAACAAGAAGCGUUGGUUUUGAAAUAAACGUCGGGGAAGAGGCGGAACUAAGGAACCACCACAGGAAAGAGGGACCCACCAACACCACCAUAUCCACACCGCCUCAGGCAACGUCGGCAGAGAUAGCUGCGCUGAAAGAAGAGCCAGAAACGGAGGCGAUACAGGUGAUGCCGGUAGCCGCGCACGUGCCCGCGGGUAUACAGAUGCAGAUGGAUAUGAAAGCAGUUGGGAGCAGAACGCAACAAGCGGCAGCGAAGAGAGCCUCGACAAAGGAUCGUCACACGAAAGUGGAGGGUCGUGGGCGGAGGGUCCGAAUGCCUGCCGCCUGCGCCGCCCGGAUCUUUCAAUUGACCCGAGAACUGGAACAUAAGUCAGACGGCGAGACCAUCCGGUGGCUCUUAGAACACGCCGAACCGGCCAUCAUCGCCGCCACUGGCACCGGAACGGUCCCCGCAAUCGCCCUGUCCGUCAAUGGGACCCUCAAAAUCCCCACCACAUCCGCUCCCAACAGCGACCCACCCAUUAAGAAGAAACGCAAACGACCUGCUAACAGUGAAUACGUAGACGUAAGCGACGGCGUUUCGGUCUCAUCGGGUCUCGCCCCCAUAACUUCUGUCCCUCAACGACAAGUACAAGCGGUCGUCCCCGUGUGGGCUAUACCCUCAAACGCCGUCGUGCCCGGAACUUUGAUCAUGGUUCCGCCCAUGGCCUCAAUUGCCGGACCUUCAAACCAGCCUCACAUAUUCACAUUCUCAGCCACGGCGACGCCUCUAAUCAACGUCUCGGCGAGGCCGAUAUCGUCCUUCGUCUCCUCCAUGGCCAAUACACCCGCGAACGUUCAAAUCCAACCGAACUCAACCACUUCUUGUCCAAGCUUGGCUACUUCUAUGACGAACAGUAAAACUAUAACUUCAACCACUCAGAUGCUGAGAGACUUUUCGCUUGAGAUUUACGAUAAACAGGAGCUCCCGCUCAUGCCUCGCCCAUCCAAACGCUGAGAAAACAGAAAGUGCCAUUUUUUUCGUUCAUGGAGCCUCACAUGCACACGUGAGGGAAUGCUUAAAGGUGGGGACCACAUGUAGCAGUGGGGUCAAAGGAAGACUUUAAGCGAAGUGGUGCUGCUCCGUGGACCGUGCAACGGGAUAAGGAGGUACGAGUUUUUGGGGGGAGGGGGGCCACUUUCAUUCAUGUGACGGUGGGGGCGGGGGCGCAGGCCCCAAGGGGUGGGAGAAGAGUCUUCGCACUUUUUCCGAUGCAAGCAUGGCGGUCCCUACACCUACUGUUGAGGGUUUUGUGGUCCGAUGGAGAAUGGUGGGGGGCACAGUUGCUUUAUCUCUGCAACACGUGCAGUCCCUUAUGGCCGAGGCUCGAGGGCCCCAAGCAAAUUGACGUGGGUUAAAGCUUCUUUGGAGAUGGUGAUGAAUCUGAUGUUGGGUUUCCAUACAGAAAGUAGUGUAAAUUGCAAUUGGCAAAUGUUGUAACGUGGAGUCGGCGGCUAAGCUAAGAAUCUCCCACUCCUUUAAUUAUCAUUUUUGCUUUUUGAAAUGCACAUAUUUGUAUGAGACUGA
Juglans microcarpa x Juglans regia is the source of this 1942-nucleotide messenger RNA. Its product is annotated as transcription factor TCP9-like. Gene Ontology annotation, molecular function: DNA-binding transcription factor activity; sequence-specific DNA binding. The transcript has a single exon. The record is from RefSeq and is a predicted model, not a curated record. The coding region runs from base 332 to 1372 and encodes 346 amino acids. Lineage: Eukaryota; Viridiplantae; Streptophyta; Magnoliopsida; Fagales; Juglandaceae. Gene Ontology annotation, cellular component: nucleus.